Messenger RNA from Rotaria sp. Silwood2, 981 nucleotides. The record is from the annotation of a GenBank genome assembly. Lineage: Eukaryota; Metazoa; Rotifera; Eurotatoria; Philodinida; Philodinidae.
AUGUCCUCAAUAAAUCAAUAUGAAUUAUUGAAAACAAAUGGUUCAUGGAAAGAUCGGCUUAAAUAUGUUUUAUCAUUAACUGAUAAAAAUGAUAUAGAAAAACAUUUAAAAGAAUCAUCAUUAUCAUCUAUUGAUGAUUUAAAAAUGUUGACUUCUGCGGGUCAACGUUGGAUUCAACUUCAAAAAGAUCCAAAACAAAUUCAUAAUUUUAUUGUUGAAUCAAUCAAUGAUAAAAAUCUUCCUCGAUACUUAAAACAUCAAAUACUAAAAGAUCUUCAUCGAAUUGAUUGUUUAAAAAAAUCUUCAUCAUUUUUUUAUGAUCUUGCAUGUCAUUUAACAGAAUCAAAUAACCAUGAGCAAUAUAAUAUAGAUGCCUACUUAUUACCAUUUUGUAAAUACGAUCAAAUAAUUGAUCUUUUAUCACGAUGGUCAUUAAAACGUUUUGAACAAGUUGACUUGACAUCAGCAUUUUAUUGUAAAUUAAUUCGUUAUCAACCUCUUAUUAUUAUUCAUUUAAUGAAAGCUGAUUUAAAUGAAUAUAAAAAUGAUUAUGAAAAAUUUUCAAAUUAUUUUAACAAAAAAUAUAAAACAUUUGAUUUAAUUGCAAAAAAAGAACCAAAAGAAUUGAUGAAUUUAACAAUUGAAUAUUUAAAUCAAUUAGAAAAACAUAAAAGAUUUUUACCUUAUUUUAUUCAUUGCAACGAUACAUACUUUUUUAAAAAAUGUCCAGAAGAAAUGAUUCAAAUAAUAACAAUUAUUGCUUCAAAUCAACCAGGUCAAAUGAAAUAUACAUCAAGCUGCAGUAAUGAAGGAUAUGAUUUCAGUUCACUUCAAAUACCUCAUUCAUUUUCUAUUGAAAAUUAUGUUCGUUUAUUUCUUGCUUUAUAUGACACAUGUAGAUGCGUUUAUCGUUUACCUACGGCAAGAUGUAUGGGAAAUAAAAAAUGUUGCAAAACUUUUGCUCCACCCAGUAAUCAAUAA